AUGGACCUUCCUGUUAUUAUGAUGUCUGUUGAUGAUAGGACAAAGACUGUCAUGAAGGGACUUAGACACGGUGCUUGUGAUUACUUUAUUAAGCCUGUAGGGUUGGAAGAACUAAGGAAUAUAUGGCAGCAUGUUGCCAGGAAAUUUUUGAAUGAAAACAAGGAAUUUGAUAAUUCUUGCAGCAUAGAUGAUAAUGACCGCAAUGCACGAGGGAACGAUGAUAAUGAUAAUGAUAAUACUUCUUCUGUUGCUGGUAUAACAGAAGGAUUAGCUAAAGAACAAAAAAAGAGGAGCAAUUUAAAAGACGAAGAUGUUGAGUUGGAGAAUGAUGAUCCAUCUACAUCUAAGAAGCCUCGUGUAGUGUGGUCUGUAGAACUGCAUCAACAAUUUGUCAGUGCUGUGAAUCAACUAGGGCUUGACAAGGCUGUGCCAAAGAGAAUCCUUGAAUUGAUGAAUGUCACUGGUCUGACAAGAGAAAAUGUUGCAAGUCAUUUGCAGAAAUUUAGACUUUAUUUAAAACGAUUAAGUGGAGUGGCACAGCAACAGAAUGGGAUACUAAACAGACUUCCUGGGACUAUAGAAUCCAAGCUAGCUGCUACUGGACGAUAUGACAUAGAAACUUUGGUAGCUUCUGGCCAUGUUUCCCCUGAAACACUUGCAGCCCUUCAUGCUGAGCUCUUCGUUACCCCGGUAACUAACAUAAUGCCUUCAGUGGACCAAACUGCACUAAUACAUGCAUCUGUUCACGGGCCAAAACAUUCUCGUGCUGAUGAUCCUACUGAAGCAUAUGGUCCGCCUCUUCUAAACUGCCCUUCCAACAGUGUCAAUAAUUUCUCUCUGUCCAUCUUUAAAGUAGAUGAUUCAUCAUCAGGAUAUGGAGCAUGGCCGCCAUCUAAUACGCUUAGUUCAAUCUCAAGGGGGAGGUUAGGCAUUCAGAAUAAUAGCAUGGUGAUUGAUAUAUUGCAGCACCAACAAAGACAUCGACAUCAGCAAAAACAACAGCAUUUUCCGAUUCAUGAUCAAAAUCGAUCAAUCAAUGUUCAACCAUCUUGCUUGGUGGUUCCUGCUUAA
Messenger RNA from Vicia faba (fava bean), 1071 nucleotides. The record is from the annotation of a GenBank genome assembly. Lineage: Eukaryota; Viridiplantae; Streptophyta; Magnoliopsida; Fabales; Fabaceae.